Lachancea dasiensis is the source of this 1515-nucleotide messenger RNA. The record is from the annotation of a GenBank genome assembly. NCBI's taxonomy places the organism in Eukaryota, Fungi, Ascomycota, Saccharomycetes, Saccharomycetales, Saccharomycetaceae.
AUGUUUAGGCAGUCUAAGAGAAGAGUGCUCAGUCGAAAGAACUUUGAUGAUCAGUCCACUUCAUCAUCGGGUAAAUUCAUUAUGAGUGCUACGUCCUCAGAAGAGGAAAAACAAUUAUACGAGAGCUUGUAUCAAUCCAAACUAUCGUUCUACAAUGCCCCUCCAAGGGGUGAAAUCACACUUGAACAGUUUGAAGUAUGGGCGAUAGAUAGACUCAAGGUUUUGCUAGAAAUCGAGUCGUGUAUCCAGCGGAACAAAUCGGUAAAGGAGAUGGAAAUGAUUGUCAAACCACUUUUGCAAAAGCUUCUUCCUUCCUCAACGGCCAGUUUGCUGGAACGCAAGAAGGACUAUUACUCGCACUUCAUAUUGAGACUGUGUUUUUGUCGAUCUAAGGACUUGCGUGAGAAAUUCAUUCGGUCUGAAACUACCCUACUGAAGCUGCGCUUCAACAUGAUGACCUCCCAUGACCAGGCGAAAUUUGUGAGGACUUUAGACUUGCCCUUUCUACAAUUCAUUUCAGAUCAAGAAAAAGAAGAAUUAUCCGCGGAACUCUACCAAACCAUUUCCAGCGCUUUGCAAUUUCAAUUGAACCUUACCGAUGAAAAUCAGCGCAGACAGUACUUCAACCAGGAAAAGUUCAUAAAGCUGCCUUUUGAAUCGGUAAUCGAUCUCGUGGGAAGUAGACAAGUUUUUAUCAAAAAAGGAUAUGCUUACUUACCUCAGUUUCAACAACUUAAUCACAUCGCUAAUGAGUUCUCGAGUAUGUUAUCUGAAGCAUUGUUAAGAACGUUUCAAAACAUACCGCGUUUGAAUGAAGAUGAUCGGUUGCUGCCUAUUCUCAGCCAUCUCUCAUCUGGAUACGACGUUUCGAAUUUCUUGCAGCAGGACAUGUUCAGUCAAGCUUCUCAGGGAGACGUCAAUGCGACAAGCGUUUAUUCUGAAAAGAUUAGAGAGAACUUUCCCCUUUGUGCUAAAAACCUCAUGGGAGGUCUAAAGGCUAACCGUCAUUUACGCUAUCAAGCACGUCAGCAAUUAUCCUUUUUCCUCAAGGGUAUUGGGAUGAGCGUAGACGACGCUCUACAGUUCUGGUCAGAUGCCUUCACUAGUGGCGGUAAUAUGACCACUGAAAAGUUCAACAAAGAAUACAGGUAUAAUUUCAGACACAACUAUGGCCUCGAAGGUAAUCGAAUCAACUAUAAGCCUUGGGACUGUCGAACGAUUCUUUCGAAACCUAGGCCCUCGCGUGGGGAAUUUCAUGGCUGCCCCUAUCGCGAUUGGAACGUUGACAAGCUAACUUUGGAGCUGUCACAGGGCAUGAAUUUAACUCCUGCUCAGGUUACCAGCGUUCUAGAUAGUGUACAACGUACUGAAUAUACUGUUGCGUGUACCAAGGUGUUCGAAAUUACACAUGGCGGUUCGACUAGUGUUGAGGUGAAUGAUCAAACACACAUCUCUCACCCUAACCUGUACUACGAAAGAUCACGACAAUUCCAAAAAAAGCCGAGCCCUCGGUAG